Molecule: messenger RNA, 1018 nt
Organism: Heterocephalus glaber (naked mole-rat)
Lineage: Eukaryota; Metazoa; Chordata; Mammalia; Rodentia; Bathyergidae
Gene: Atraid
Product: all-trans retinoic acid induced differentiation factor
Biological process (GO): positive regulation of osteoblast differentiation
Cellular component (GO): intracellular membrane-bounded organelle
Source: RefSeq, a predicted model, not a curated record
AGGCCACGCCCACGACGUAGGACGUGAUGCGUCGGGGCGGGGCCGCGCGCCGCUCUCGCGAGCGGUCGAGAAGGUCGAUCGAGUCGGAAAAUGGUGCCGGGCGAGCCUCUCAAUCGUUCCAACCUCGUUUGCUGGGUUAUGGUCCUGUUCCUCGCUCUGGGCAUGGAAGGGGCUCUGGCUCUACCCGAGGUGUGCACCCAGUGUCCGGGGAGCUUGCAAAAUUUGUCCAAAGUGGCCUUUUAUUGUAAAGAGUCACCGAACCUUACAGUGCAAGCCCGCUGCUGCACGAAUCAGAAGGGCACCAUCUUGGGGCUGGAUCUCCAGAACUGUUCUCUGAAGGAUCCUGGUCCAAGCUUUCCUCAGGCAUACACCGCUGUUAUCAUAGACCUUCAAACAAACCCCCUCAUGGGUGACUUGGGCAAGAUCUUCUGUGGCUUUACACAGCUCGAGACUCUGGUACUGCCACAAGCUGUCAACUGUCCUGGAGGUCAUAAUGCCUGGGAACAUGUGAGCUCUGAUAUAAACUACAAAAUCUGCCAAGGUCAAAAGAAUCAUUGCAAUAGCACUAGGGAACCAGAAAUGUGUCCUGAAAAUGGAUCUUGUCUACCUGAUGGUCCUGGUCUCUCAAAGUGUAUUUGUUCUGAUGGCUUCCACGGAUACAAGUGUACGCGCCAGGGCUCCUUCCCACUGCUUAUGUUCUUCGGGAUUCUGGGAUCCACCACUUUGUCCAUCUCCCUCCUGCUUUGGGGAACUCAACGCCGAAAGGCCAAGACUUCAUGAACCACACAAGGCUUCCUUUUGAUCUACGAUCGUCCUGAUCAGUUUUAGCCCAGCCAGGGAGAUUUGCUUCUUUGACCGGCAUCAUUGGCCAGUGACUCCUCCUCAAGGCGGAGGCUGCUUUGGAAGGAAGAUGAAAAAUUGUACCACCCUGGAAUGUUCUGGGCACUCAGGGUCACAAGUGGACUAGUGCAGUUUUCAUUUGUGCCGCUGACUACAAUAAACACGUCUUUUUUCUCUC